Molecule: messenger RNA, 2231 nt
Organism: Lutzomyia longipalpis
Lineage: Eukaryota; Metazoa; Arthropoda; Insecta; Diptera; Psychodidae
Exons: 2
Coding region: 230-1672 (480 amino acids)
Molecular function (GO): metal ion binding
Source: RefSeq, a predicted model, not a curated record
UGAAAUGUCAUUCGCACUCUUUUACUGAAAAUAUUUUUUUAUUUUGUUUGUUCUCGCGUGAAAAUUGGGAAAAAUCUGGUGAAAAGUGAAUGGAAAUUUUGCUAAAGAAAAUCGUACUUUCUCAAUAAAGCUAUAAGGGAGGGAAAGAGUAAGAAAAAGCAGUAAAGACACUAAAAGGGAAGUUUUGGGGAUUUCCUGGAAAAUUUCGUGAAAUCCCUGAAGAUUAGCCAUGCCACUGUGUGCGUACUUUGUCAGUGGAAAAUGUUCUUAUGGGAACAAGUGCCACAACAGCCAUGUCGAUGUUCAACAAAUGGUCCAGACAGAGAUGAAGGCAGCAAUUCAUGGGAAGCAGUGGCCAUUGAGUUGUUUUAGUCCCUUCAAGGAUGAACCGUCACUGCCGGACCUCAUUGAGGAUCAAUCAUUUGAGGAGAUUCGAUUUAAUUUCUACCUGGCCAAGAUGGAAAAUCGCCUCCCACAGUUCCAGGAGGAAUUCAAACGCAUCACUGGGAUUGCUUUUGAGAAGAUGUCAAAGCUAAUGUUGUCCGAUCCGGCAGUUAAGAAUUAUCUCAUUGAUAUUUUUGGCAUAAACGGCAAGAGGAGUCGACAGGUGAAAUCUGGGGGGACAUUUGCGAAUACCUUUGGCAGUGGGGACACCGGUGGAGGGGGCAAAUCGAUCUUUGAUCGAAUUUCCAGCAAUGUUUCCACAGAAGCACCCCAAAGUGCUUUUGGGGCACCCACGGGAAGCUCCUUUGGUGGUGCUUCAUCAAUAUUUGGUGGACAAUCAAGUUUUGCACCUCAAGCAGCACCACAAAAGAGCAUAUUUGGGCAACAACAGAGUGUCUUUGCAUCGCAACAAAGUCAAUCGAUUUUUGGGCAGAGUCAGCAAACAAAUUCUUUCUUCAAACUACCUCAAUUGGGUGCACCACAGGCAGCCAGUGGAGGGAAUAUAUUUGCUCAAUCAUCCUUUGGGGCUCCUCCUUCAGCUCCAGCUUCAGCAUUUCCAGCUGCAACGAAUAAUUCAAUCUUCGGCAGUGGAGGUUUUAGCAAUACACAACCAAUGAGUACAGAAAGUAUUUUUGGGGGAGGCGGAAACACAGGAGGAUCAUUUGGUCAACAAAACUCAGCUUUCGGCCAAACACCGUCAUCUCAAUUUGGACAAUCUGUCCUGGCACCACCGUCCUUUGCAGCACCACCACAGAGUGUCUUUGGGCAACCACAGCAAAUGGCACAACAAUCACAACCAAUGCAACAGGCGCAGGAUGGUGGUUUUGGUCAGAUGAUGAUGCAGCAGCAGCCAAAUAUGCAACAAGUUCAGCAACCCCAUGGAAAUCUUCAGCAGACUCCCUUUGGGGUACAACAAGCACCCCCACAGAGUGUCUUUGGGAAUGUUAAUGCAACACAACAGCCACAGCAGCAGCAACCUGUGAGUUCUGUCUUUACGAAUCCAUCACCUUUUGCCCAGAGCAAUCAGCCACCACCGAGUGUGCCACGAAUGAAUCCUCCGGCAUUUGGUGCACCACCGCCAAGUCAACCUCCAGCUGCACAACUUGCCCAUUUCUACAGUAAAAUUGACGAAUUAACACCACAAGAUCUUGAAGCAUUCAAAGCGGAUGCUUUUGAGCUUGGAAAGAUCCCCACAAUGCCCCCACCGAUUGAACUCUGUAGCAUGUAGAAAGCGAAGACAGAAGAGUGCCAAGAAAAAUAGAUCAAAAGAAUAUUUUCAAUCAAGAAUUUUAGUAAUUUUUAUUUACUUUCAAAAAGAAUUUCUACAAAAAAACAUAUUCGAGGUAGCCGCCCGCAUUUCUUCACCUAAUAAGCUCCUGAAUGUGAGGCUGCUUGUGAGCUCCAUCACAGAAGGGUCGUCUCUUGGUUUGCUUACAAUUGCAUAGCCAAUAAGUUCCGGACUUUUCAACCUGGAAGCGCACUGGGCGUAGUUUGAUUUUCAUGAAGACAUUCUUAUGGGUACCAUCGCAGAAUGGUUGACCCUUAGACUUCCCACAGAGGCACCAGGAGUAGAGUUUAUCUUGAAGAUAUUUUAAAUUUUGUUUCAAAAGGUUUUUUUUUGUUGGAAGAAAAUCAUCAAAAUUUUACCUUUCUCCAGUUCCACUUUAAAGGGUUUCUUAUCGUAGAUUACCCCAUUUUCCGUUUGAUCCUGAGCUGAUUGAUAGGGCUCCAGGACAUUCUUUGGUAGCUCCACAUUUGAUUUUUUAUCACUGAAAUUCCUCCGAGCC